Molecule: messenger RNA, 1943 nt
Organism: Notothenia coriiceps (black rockcod)
Lineage: Eukaryota; Metazoa; Chordata; Actinopteri; Perciformes; Nototheniidae
Product: cleft lip and palate transmembrane protein 1-like protein
Exons: 17
Coding region: 244-1866 (540 amino acids)
Cellular component (GO): endomembrane system; membrane
Source: RefSeq, a predicted model, not a curated record
AACCAUGCUGUGGAUUUAUUGCUAAGGCUUCGCGAGAUUUGCACUCUGAUUUAUUAAAAACGGUGCAGUCAGCAUCAGCAUCUUUGAUAACCGGAAGGAUGCUGUGGCGGGGAGGAAGCGUGGGGAUUUCAUUGUGUUUACGCUAUAUCCGAUUUUAAACAGCUCCGUGCUCAAAACCAGGUCCCAUAUAUAUUUAUUUUUAUUUGAUAAUUUCGUUGUUUAGGAUCUGUAUUAGCUGCUGCCAUGUUUCCAUCGUGUCAGUCCAAGGCUCCCGCCGGGGACAGCGGCGACUCCUCCACCAAGAGGAGCUCCAUCGCUAAGAUGCUGCUCGGGGUCUUCGUGGUGUACAUGCUGCACACCGCCUGGCUGCUGUACGGCUUCCUCAACACCAAGCCCUGCGAUAGAAGCAAAGGAGAGCUCUGCAUCUCCUCCUACCUGACAGCAAGACCCAGGCUUCAGCUGAGUGUCUUCACCUGCCUCGUGCCAGACAACAGCCAACUCAACCUGGCUGUAAGAAUAGACCAAUUUGACCCACACUCUUCAUUUGAGAGGGAAGUGAAUGUCUCCCUGCCAGAGCAAACUCGGGAUAAUGGCACUCUGUUUGCAGUCGUGUAUAUUCACAAAGCUGGUGUUUCACCUCUGGAGGACGGCAGAGAAGUGCACUAUGCAGCUCAGCUCACCACCUACAUCGCUCCCCCCCAUACAGAGGGACAAAGAGACACGCACAAGAGGGCGAGUCCCAGAUCCGAAAAUCCCGUAUCCCACUGGAGACCUCACCUGUCAGUCACUAUGAUGUCAGAGGACUUCACCUUCAACAAGGCGGGGCUUCCCAGUGAUGUGCGGCGCUACAUGAGAGUCUCUCAGGAAGGCCGACAGAUGAUCUACCUCCCUCUGCUGCUGGUGAACGAGAUCAGCUUCAGAGUCAGAGACCUCAUGGAGAUCAGCAGCAGCACUAUCCGGCUGCCUCUGACUGUGUCCUACGAGGGCAUCUCUUUGAGGGGGUUCAGGUUCUGGGUGCAUCUGCAGGACAUUGUUUAUUCUCUGCGACAGUUUGGCUUCACUGAGGAGAAUGUGGAUGAGAUUAAAGAGACUUUGGUGGGCUCCAACCUCUACCUGUUAGUGUUGACUGCACUCAUCACAGCUCUGCAACUCAUAUGUGAGUUCUUGGCUCUUAAAAAUGACUUCUGCUCAUGGAGAAAAAAGAAGACCAUGGCGGGAAUGUCCAGGAAAUCAGUUCUGUGGCGUAGUCUGAGCACUUUGCUGAUUUUCCUCCAUCUGCUAGAGGAGACAAGUCUGCUGGUGCUGCUGCCUGUUGGACUGGGAGCAUUUUUGGAGGUAUGGAAGUUGUUUACAGUAUAUAAGGUCCAGUUUCAAUGGAGAAGCUCCAAGCUCCAUGUCAUUAAGCUGGACGAAGAAGAGAGAAAGACAGUGGAGUAUGACAAGCAGGCGUCAAGAUACUUGUCCUACUUGGUCUAUCCUCUGUGCAUCAGCGGAGCUAUUUUCUCCCUGGCCUACUUACGCCAAAAGAGUUACUAUUCCUGGUUGGUCAACAGCCUGGUGACUGGAGUGUAUGCCUUUGGCUUCCUGUCCAUGGCCCCACAGCUGUUCAUUAACCACAAGUUGAAGUCUGUGAGCCACCUGCAGGGGACAGUGUUGAUGUACAGAGGAGUGAACACGCUGAUCUCAGACCUGUGCUCCUGUGCCACCUUUUUCUCCUCUUCUGGAUCCUUCUCUUCCUCUCAUCAACUUUCCUGCUUCAGAGAUGAGCUCUUGUUCUUCCUCUACCUCUACCAGCGAAGGCGUUUCUCACUGAGGGCACGGAGGCGAGAGUCUGGGACUCACAGCAAGAAAGUAAAGACUCAAUGAAAAAGAACAUUCCUCUCCUACCCUUUGUUCCGAAAUGAAUGCACAAACACACACAAACUGAUCUUCCAAUCAAAUAU